This is a messenger RNA of Sphenostylis stenocarpa, 1716 nucleotides long. The record is from the annotation of a GenBank genome assembly. Lineage: Eukaryota; Viridiplantae; Streptophyta; Magnoliopsida; Fabales; Fabaceae.
AUGUGUUCUUCGAAGACAAUCAACAUCGCUGCGAGUACGCAGAAACUCGAUGUGGAUAAUCGUAUUGCUCUCCGAUUCUACUACAGGAUCGCUGAUAAUAUCCUCAAACAGGUAUUUCUCCUCUACACUGCGUAUGAUAUGAACACCAACGAAUUCGGUAGGAUUUCAUUUGCUUUUGCUGAUAUCUUUCGCGCAGAGAAAAAUAUUGUCGAUCUAUAUAUCAUGCUCCUAAGAUUUUCUAGUUUGGUCUCUGAGACAAUACCAAAUCACCGAGAUUAUAGGUCCUCUCCCCGAAGCAAAAAAGAAAUUCUGAGAAAGAAAUUGUUAAAUGCUGUGAAUGAGCUGGAGACAUUGAAACCAAAGGUGCAACAGAAGAUCGAUGAGUUCAAUAGCAGGCGAGCAUACCACCGCCACAAUGGGCGGGAAAAAUGUCAUUCGAAUAGUUUGUUGGUUUCUCCUGUGAAAAAGCAAACUUUGGCUAGAUAUGAUCAAACAAAGGCAGUCAUACCAACCACUGGAGAGUUUGUUUACCAAGGAUCAAGGGGCCAGCAGUUUUCUAGUGUAAGGCCUGUGGAAGAGAAUAUGAGGAGACUAUCUCUAGGUCUCCUACGGCCAAAGGAGGAAACUCUCUCCAAACAUUCAAUUCUAGGUCCCAAUGGGCUGAAAGGUCAACGGCAACAACAUGCGAGUGAUAAAGGGGUCUUGUAUCCAACCAUCACAGAUCUGUCUCCAGUUGAAAUUCCAAGGUUAUGGCCUAUUUUUCUGCAGUUUUUUAUGUUGUUGGCCUUUCUAAAUGAUGUUCAGUUGGUUAAGCUGUGGGACAUCCACCCUUUUUCCCAUUCGCUUAUUCACUCCCCCUUCCUCUACCUUCACAAACCCUUGGAAGAUGGAUCUCUGAAUGAGAAAGAUAAUAGCAUUUCAGAACAAUAUAGAUCAGAUUUAGAGUCAAUUCUUACCCAGAGUGACAACUGCCAGGACAAGCAUGCUGAUGAAGCUCCUUCUCUUAUCUCUUUUGAAGCAACAGAAAUCCCUACUCAAAUAGAGAUUAUCAGACAGCCUUCUCCUCCACCUGUACUUGCUGAAGUACAAGAUUUGAUUCCAGCAGCGUCACCUCAUGUUAUUGAAGAAGGAUGUAAAACAGAAAUUCCAACAUCGGAUGGUAUUGUUCAUGGCGAGUCUCCUCUUCAACUACACAUUUCAACUUCUAUAAUGAAGAGUUUUAUGGAGCUUGCCAAGUCAAACACUGACAAAAAUUUGGAGACUUGUGGUAUUCUUGCAGGUUUGCUUAAAAACAGAAAAUUUUAUAUUACCGCUCUAAUAAUCCCAAAGCAGGAGGCAACAUCCAGUUCUUGUCAAGCUACAAAUGAAGAGGAGAUAUUUGAAGUACAGGAUAAGCAAUCUCUUUUCCCCCUUGGCUGGAUCCACACACAUCCUACACAGUCUUGUUUCAUGUCAUCUAUUGAUGUACACACCCAUUACUCAUAUCAGAUUAUGUUGCCAGAAGCUGUUGCAAUAGUUAUGGCACCAACAGACAGUUCCAGAACCCAUGGAAUUUUUAGGUUGACAACCCCCGGUGGAAUGUCGGUUAUAAGACAAUGCCCGCAACGUGGCUUUCAUUCACAUAAUCAGCCUCCAGAUGGUGGUCCCAUUUAUGAUACAUGCACAGAUGUUUACAUGAACCCAGAUUUAAAAUUUGAUGUCAUUGAUCUUCGAUAA